This is a messenger RNA of Rhea pennata, 1614 nucleotides long. Its product is annotated as keratin, type II cytoskeletal 5-like. The coding region runs from base 1 to 1614 and encodes 537 amino acids. The transcript has 9 exons. NCBI's taxonomy places the organism in Eukaryota, Metazoa, Chordata, Aves, Rheiformes, Rheidae. The record is from RefSeq and is a predicted model, not a curated record. Gene Ontology annotation, cellular component: keratin filament. Gene Ontology annotation, molecular function: structural constituent of skin epidermis. Gene Ontology annotation, biological process: keratinization; intermediate filament organization.
AUGUCUCGGCAGUGUGCUGUUAAGAACCAAAGCAAAAUUGGCUUCAGCGCUGCUUCUGCCUUCAUCCCAAAUACCUGCAGCAGCACCAGCUUCAGCUCACAUUCUGUAUCCCAAGGUGGAAGCUGUGGUACAGCUGCUGGGUUUGGAAGAUUUGGCAGAGGUUUUGGAAGCAGGAGCCUCUACAGCCUUGGUGGAUGCAAGAGAAUCUCCACGGCUGGAAGGACUGGUAGCUUCUACGGACCUGCAGGUUUUGCUGCUGGCUCUGGAAUUGCCUAUGGUUUUGGUGGUACAGCUGGUGGUGCCUUUGGGUUUGGUGGUGGCAUGGGUGGCCCUGGAUUCCCAGCUGGGGGCAUCCAUGAAGUCUCAGUCAACCAGAGCCUUCUGAAACCUCUCAACCUGGAGAUUGACCCCAACAUCCAGAGUAUUCGUAAGGAUGAGAAGGAACAGAUCCAAACUCUCAACAACAAAUUUGCCUCCUUCAUUGACAAGGUCCGAUUCCUUGAGCAAGAAAAUAAGGUUUUGGAGACCAAGUGGGCCCUUCUGCAAGAACAAGGAAACAAAACUGUCAAAAACAACAUUGAGCCUCUUUUCGAGACCUAUAUCAACAACCUCAGGAGACAGCUGAACAGCUUGCUGGCAGACAAGGAGAACUUGGCAGGGGAGCUAAACAAAGUGCAAAGCCUUGCUGAAGAUUUCAAGAACAAAUAUGAAGAUGAGAUCAACAAGCGUGCAGUUGUGGAGAAUGAAUUUGUGAUCCUGAAGAAGGAGGUGGAUGCUGCCUACAUGAACAAGACGGAGCUGCAAGCCAGGCUGGACUCCCUCAUGGAGGAGAUAGAUUUCCUCAGGACCCUCUAUGAGACAGAACUGUCUCAGAUGCAGAGCCAGAUCUCAGACACCUCUGUCAUCCUGACCAUGGACAACAACCGCAGCCUGGACAUGGACAGCAUCAUCGCAGAGGUCAAAGCGCAGUAUGAGGACAUCGCCAACCGGAGCCGGGCAGAGGCUGAGUCCUGGUACCAGUCCAGGUACGAAGAGCUGCAGGCUACGGCGGGCAGGCAUGGGGACGACCUCCGCAACACCAAGCAGGAGAUCUCCGAGCUCAACCGUCAUGUCCAGCGCCUGCGGGCCGAAAUCAACAGUGUGAAGAAACAGUGUGCCAGUUUGCAGACAGCCAUUGCAGAUGCCGAGCAACGUGGCGAGAUGGCCCUCAAGGAUGCCAGAGCAAAACUGGCUGAGCUGGAGGCUGCCCUGCAGCAGGCCAAGGCAGACCUGGCCCGGCAGCUCCGCGAGUACCAGGAGCUCAUGAACAUCAAGCUGGCCCUGGACAUCGAGAUCGCGACCUACAGGAAGCUGCUGGAGGGAGAAGAGUGCAGGCUGUCUGGAGAAGGUGCCAGUGCAGUGAAUAUCUCUGUGACCAGAACGGGAUACGGAAGUGGAAACUGUCUCACUCUCGGAGGCAGCAGCGGACUCAAUGUUGGCAGCGGGGUCUGCGCUGGAGGAAUCAGCUUCAGCUCCGGAAGUGGACAAGGCAUGGCUGGGUCAUGUGUGGGAGGGGGAAGCAGCUCCAGUGUGAAAUAUGUCUCUACCACCUCUUCAACCAAAAGAUGCUAUUGA